GCCUCUCGCCGCCGCCCGCAAACCCUCAUUUUUCUCUCUCCUGCGCCGCGACGUCCCUCGCCUUCGCCGCCGAAUCCGAGACUCCGAUCUCGGGUUCACCGCAGCGCACAGAGCAGCCCCGACUCCCGGCCCGAUCCGCGCUCUCCUCUCCGUCGCUUCAGAUAUAAGCGUUUUCCGGUGCUAAUAUGCAAAAUUGCUAGUUUUGGUCAUAUAAAACUGUCCUGGGAAGCUCCGUAGCUUGUGUACCGUGCUUGAGUAUUGGAUUCAAGCUGUUUGAGCUGUGGGAUGCUGCAUGCUUGAUGUCAUGGCAGGAAUGGCACCUGAGGGUUCUCAGUUCGAUGCUAAGCACUAUGAUUCUAAGAUGCAGGAGCUGCUGAGCACCGGUGAGACUGAGGAGUUCUUCACUUCAUAUGAUGAAGUUUUUGAGAGUUUUGAUGAUAUGGGCCUCCAAGAGAAUCUUCUGAGAGGCAUUUAUGCUUAUGGUUUUGAGAAGCCAUCUGCAAUUCAGCAGAGAGGAAUUGUUCCCUUCUGCAAGGGUCUUGAUGUCAUUCAGCAAGCACAAUCUGGUACAGGAAAGACAGCAACCUUCUGUUCUGGGAUCUUGCAGCAGCUGGACUAUGGCCUGGUUGAAUGCCAGGCCCUGGUCCUUGCUCCCACCCGUGAGCUUGCACAGCAAAUCGAGAAAGUCAUGCGCGCGCUUGGUGAUUACCUUGGUGUUAAGGUCCAUGCAUGUGUGGGAGGAACAUCCGUCCGUGAGGACCAAAGGAUUCUUGGCAGUGGUGUGCAUGUUGUUGUUGGUACACCUGGUCGUGUGUUUGAUAUGCUGCGCAGACAGUCCCUCCGCCCUGAUAACAUCAAGAUGUUUGUUCUAGAUGAAGCUGAUGAAAUGCUUUCUCGUGGUUUCAAGGAUCAGAUUUACGACAUCUUCCAGCUUCUCCCAGCCAAGAUUCAGGUUGGAGUCUUCUCUGCUACCAUGCCCCCUGAGGCCCUUGAGAUUACCCGCAAGUUCAUGAACAAGCCAGUGAGAAUCCUCGUGAAGAGAGAUGAGCUGACUCUUGAGGGUAUCAAGCAGUUCUAUGUGAAUGUGGAUAAGGAAGACUGGAAGCUGGACACACUGUGUGACCUGUACGAGACCCUUGCCAUCACCCAGAGUGUCAUCUUUGUCAACACCCGCCGCAAGGUGGACUGGCUCACUGACAAGAUGAGGAGCAGGGACCACACUGUUUCUGCCACUCAUGGUGACAUGGACCAGAACACUAGAGACAUCAUCAUGAGGGAGUUCCGGUCUGGCUCCUCCCGUGUGCUCAUCACCACCGACCUGCUUGCUCGUGGUAUUGAUGUUCAGCAGGUGUCCCUGGUCAUCAACUAUGAUCUCCCCACCCAGCCAGAGAAUUACCUGCAUCGCAUUGGUCGUAGUGGUCGUUUCGGUAGGAAGGGUGUUGCCAUCAACUUUGUGACCCGCGACGACGAGCGGAUGCUGUUCGACAUCCAGAAGUUCUACAACGUGUUGAUUGAGGAGCUGCCUGCCAACGUCGCUGACCUUCUGUGAUCAUUUUGAAGAAAAACAGAACUAAAAGAACGGUGGUGGGGGUGAUCUGGUAAGGCUUGGUUUUGCCGAAAUAUUGUGGGGGAGGAGUGAUAAGGUCGGUGGGGUUUCUAUGUUAAAGUCGUGGUCUCGGGCAAUAUGCGAUUUUUCUUUAUGCCAUGUUUUGGGAAAUUUUGUAGCUGCCUAGGCCUCGUGCUGUUGUGGUGGUUCAUUAGUAUGAAGACGAAGGCUCUGCUGGCUAUGGGAGUCCUUUUUCUUUUUGUUAGUAUUUUGUUUAAAACUAUGUAUGACCGAAUUAUUUGUCAUCCUUGACUCAAUUCUGCUGCAACCAGUUGUAUCGUGCCAUGUGUCUGCAGCACCGGUCGUUGCUGUUCUGAGUAAAAUCUGUUUACUCUGCUUUCA
Messenger RNA from Zea mays, 1948 nucleotides. RefSeq names its product translation initiation factor. The coding region runs from base 293 to 1549 and encodes 418 amino acids. The record is from RefSeq and is a predicted model, not a curated record. Lineage: Eukaryota; Viridiplantae; Streptophyta; Magnoliopsida; Poales; Poaceae. The transcript is spliced from 6 exons. Gene Ontology annotation, molecular function: RNA helicase activity; nucleic acid binding; ATP binding.